Molecule: messenger RNA, 1824 nt
Organism: Enhydra lutris kenyoni (northern sea otter)
Lineage: Eukaryota; Metazoa; Chordata; Mammalia; Carnivora; Mustelidae
Product: glypican 3
Exons: 8
Coding region: 82-1824 (580 amino acids)
Biological process (GO): regulation of protein localization to membrane; positive regulation of canonical Wnt signaling pathway; cell migration
Cellular component (GO): plasma membrane; extracellular region; cell surface
Source: RefSeq, a predicted model, not a curated record
CUGCCAGCCUUGCCGAGUCUCGGAACCGCUCUUGCCCCCGCUGCCACUCUCCCGCGCUCUCCUCGCUGCCCGCGAAGCAGGAUGGCGGGGACCGUGCGCACCGCGUGCUUGGUGGUGGCGAUGCUGCUCAGCUUGGACUGCCCGGGACAGGCGCAGCCCCCGCCGCCGCCGCCGGACGCCACCUGUCACCAGGUCCGCUCCUUCUUCCAGAGACUGCAGCCCGGACUCAAGUGGGUGCCCGAAACCCCGGUACCAGGAUCAGAUCUGCAAGUAUGUCUCCCCAAGGGUCCAACGUGCUGCUCCAGAAAGAUGGAAGAAAAGUACCAACUGACCGCGCGCUUGAACAUGGAACAGCUGCUUCAGUCUGCAAGUAUGGAGCUCAAGUUCUUGAUCAUCCAGAACGCCGCAGUUUUCCAAGAGGCCUUUGAAAUUGUCGUCCGCCACGCCAAGAACUACACCAACACCAUGUUCAAGAACAACUACCCGAGCCUGACCCCACAAGCUUUCGAGUUUGUGGGUGAAUUUUUCACCGACGUGUCUCUGUACAUCCUGGGUUCUGAUAUCAACGUGGAUGACAUGGUCAAUGAAUUGUUCGACAGCCUGUUCCCGGUCAUCUACACCCAGCUUAUGAACCCCGGCCUGCCUGAGUCAGCCUUAGACAUCAAUGAGUGCCUCCGAGGGGCAAGGCGUGACCUGAAAGUGUUUGGGAAUUUCCCCAAGCUUAUCAUGACCCAGGUUUCCAAGUCACUGCAAGUUACCCGGAUCUUCCUCCAGGCCCUGAAUCUCGGAAUUGAGGUGAUCAACACCACCGACCACCUGAAGUUCAGUAAAGACUGUGGCCGAAUGCUCACUAGAAUGUGGUACUGCUCGUACUGCCAGGGACUGAUGAUGGUCAAGCCUUGUGGUGGCUACUGCAACGUGGUCAUGCAAGGCUGUAUGGCCGGGGUGGUGGAGAUCGACAAGUACUGGCGAGAAUACAUCCUGUCUCUGGAGGAUCUGGUGAACGGCAUGUACAGGAUCUACGACAUGGAGAACGUCCUGCUUGGUCUCUUUUCAACGAUCCACGAUUCCAUCCAAUAUGUCCAGAAGAAUGGAGGAAAGCUGACCACCACCAUUGGCAAGUUAUGCGCCCAUUCUCAACAACGCCAGUAUAGAUCUGCUUAUUAUCCUGAAGAUCUGUUUAUUGACAAGAAGGUAUUAAAAGUUGCUCAUGUAGAACAUGAAGAAACCUUAUCCAGCCGAAGGAGGGAACUAAUUCAGAAGUUGAAGUCUUUCAUCAGCUUCUAUAAUGCUUUGCCUGGCUACGUCUGCAGCCACAGCCCCGUGGCUGAAAACGACACUCUUUGCUGGAAUGGACAAGAACUCGUGGAGAGAUACAGCCAGAAGGCAGCAAGGAAUGGCAUGAAAAAUCAGUUCAACCUCCAUGAGCUGAAAAUGAAGGGCCCUGAGCCAGUGGUCAGUCAAAUUAUUGACAAGCUGAAGCAUAUUAACCAGCUCCUGAGAACCAUGUCUGUGCCCAAAGGUAGAGUUCUGGAUAAAAACCUUGACGAGGAAGGGCUGGAAAGCGGCGACUGCGGCGACGAUGAGGACGAGUGCAUCGGGGGCUCCGGGGACGGGGCAAUGAAAGUGAGGAACCAGCUCCGCUUCCUUGCAGAACUGGCUUAUGAUCUGGAUGUGGACGAGGCGCCUGGAAGCAAGCAGCACGUGAAUCAGAAGGACAACGAGAUAGCAGCCUCUCACAACCUGGGGAACGGCCACUCCCCGCUGAAGGUUCUCACCAGCUUGGCCAUCUACGUGGUGGGCUUCUUUCUGCUGGUGCACUGA